AUGCGCGUCGGCGUCCUGGUCCUCGCCGCCGCGGCGGCGGCGCGGCAACCGAGAAAACCGCUCGAGCCGCCGUCGGACGCGUCGUCGGCGGAUCUCUGCCCGCCGUGCUUCGAGCUCGCGCGCAUGCCCGCGCACGGCAACCGGUCCAUGCAGGCCCUGCGCUGGCUCCACCUCCCGAAGAGCGGCUCGACGUUCCAGAACUCGGUCUUCCACUGGGCCUGCCCGAAGAUGCCGGAGCGCGCGGGCUACGGGCCGCGCGCGACGCCGUUCAAGCUCAAGAGCCUCUACACGAAGGACCGGCGCCUGAACCGGACUUUGUGCGACCGCGACGUCGACAUGACGAUCCCCGGCCACCCGCCGGCGGAGGAGCGGGCGCUGCCGCGCACCGUGGCCAUGUUCCGCCAGCCGCGGCAGCGCGUCAUCUCCGCGUACCGCAACGGCAAGCACUGCGACGGCUUCCAGGAAAUCGACAAGGACCCCAACUGGAAGCAUUUGACCGUCGCCGAGUACGCGCGGCACGCGGGCAUCCCCGGCUGCACGACGCGCAUGCUCCUCGGCGGCAAGUGCGCGCGCGCGCGCCACGUGACGCGCGACUUCGACGCCGCCAAGGCCGUCGCGAACGUCCGGCGCCUCGCGUUCGUGGGCAUCCUCGAGCGAUGGCGCGAGAGCAUCUGCCUCUUCCACAAGAUGCACGGCGGGCGGCCGUCGGCCGUCGAGUUCGGCAUCACGCACUCCACGCGCGGCGACCUCGCGAAGAAGGCGGGCCUCCACGAGGCGCCGAAGCCCUACGACGAGAGCGUCCUCGAGGGCGUCGAGGACCCGGACGAGGACGCGGUCUACGCGGCCGCGCUCGACGUCUUCGACCGCCAGCUCCGGCGCCACGCGCCGAACUGCCCCCGGCGCUAA
Aureococcus anophagefferens is the source of this 906-nucleotide messenger RNA. RefSeq lists its product as hypothetical. The transcript is spliced from 3 exons. The record is from RefSeq and is a predicted model, not a curated record. NCBI's taxonomy places the organism in Eukaryota, Pelagophyceae, Pelagomonadales, Pelagomonadaceae. Bases 1 to 906 code for a protein of 301 amino acids.